Messenger RNA from Ficedula albicollis (Collared flycatcher), 1455 nucleotides. Its product is annotated as kin of IRRE-like protein 1. Gene Ontology annotation, cellular component: cell-cell junction. Gene Ontology annotation, molecular function: cell adhesion molecule binding. The transcript is spliced from 12 exons. Lineage: Eukaryota; Metazoa; Chordata; Aves; Passeriformes; Muscicapidae. The record is from RefSeq and is a predicted model, not a curated record. Gene Ontology annotation, biological process: cell-cell adhesion.
AUGUAUUUCAGGAUCGGCCUGCUGCCCAUCACCCCCAGCGAGCUGGACACCGGCCGCGUCUUCUCCUGCCGCAGCGCCAACGCGGCCGCGCCCGGCGGCAAAGAGACCUUCGUGCGCCUCAACGUGCACCAUCCCCCGACGGUGACUUUGUCCAUCCAGCCCCAAACGGUGCAGGAGGGCGAGAGGGUCGUGUUCACCUGCAUGGCCACGGCCAACCCCGAGAUCAGGGGCUACAGGUGGGCCAAAGGGGGGGUGCUGAUCGAGGAGGCCAAGGAGAACAGGUACGACACGCAGGUGGAUUACACCUUCUUCACCGAGCCCGUGUCCUGCGAGGUGCACAACGACAUCGGCAGCACCAACGUCAGCACCCUGGUGGACGUCCACUUCGCCCCCCGGAUCGUGGUGGACCCCAAACCCACGGUGACCGACAUCGGCUCCGACGUCACCCUGACCUGUGUGUGGUCGGGGAAUCCCCCCCUGACCCUCACCUGGACCAAGAAGGAAUCCAACAUGGUGCUCAGUAACAGCAACCAGCUGUACCUCAAGUCGGUGACGCAGGCGGACGCCGGUCAGUACGUCUGCAAGGCGAUCGUGCCGCGCAUCGGCGUGGGCGAGAGGGAGGUCACGCUCUUCGUCAACGGUCAGACACCCCAAAAAACCCCAAAAACCACCCCAAAAACCCCCCCAAAAACCCUCAAAAAUUAAAAAAACGACCCAGCUAUUUCCGCCGGCGCUGACCCCGCCCUCCCCGUGCAGGCGUGGGCGUGGCAGGAGAAUGUUCUGGAAGCGGGGACGCUGGAGCGCUACACGGUGGAGAGGAGCAACACGGGCAGCGGCGUGCUGUCCACGCUGACCAUCAACAACGUCAUGGACGCCGACUUCCAGACGCGCUACAACUGCACGGCCUGGAACAGCUUCGGGCCUGGCACCGCCAUCAUCCAGCUCGAGGAGAGAGAGGUCCUGCCCGUGGGCAUCAUCGCCGGCGCCACCAUCGGGGCCAGCAUCCUCCUGGUCACCUUCCUGGUGGCGCUCGCCUGCUUCCUGUACCGGCGCCGCAAAGGAAGCCGCAAGGACGUCACCCUGCGCAAGCUGGACAUCAAGGUGGAGACGGUGAACCGGGAGCCGCUGACGCUGCACGGGGACCGCGAGGAGGACACGGCCAGCGUGUCCACGGCCACGCGCGUCAUGAAGGCCAUCUACUCGUCCUUCAAGGACGAUGUGGAUUUGAAGCAGGACCUGCGCUGCGACACCAUCGACACCCGCGAGGAGUACGAGCUCAAGUCCUUCAAGGACGAUGUGGAUUUGAAGCAGGACCUGCGCUGCGACACCAUCGACACCCGCGAGGAGUACGAGCUCAAGGGAUUCAUCCCUCGCGCCCCCCGAAAUCCCGAGUUCCCGACUCGGAGUUCCCAACUCAGAGUUCCUGACUCGGAGUUCCCCACUCGGAGUUCCUGA